Cetraspora pellucida is the source of this 417-nucleotide messenger RNA. NCBI's taxonomy places the organism in Eukaryota, Fungi, Glomeromycota, Glomeromycetes, Diversisporales, Gigasporaceae. The record is from the annotation of a GenBank genome assembly.
AAAGAAGAAUUUGAUAUUAUGAAAAAAACUUUAAAUCUAACUAUUGCAAUGAGUAGAGUAGAGGAACUUUAUAAAAUUUAUAAAAACUUUAUUGGCAAAAUAGAAAAUAAAGUUGUAAAUCAAGCUAGAAACAGUAAUAAUAUUGCCAAGUUUGUGCUUACUAUUAGUAAUUCUAUAAGUGUCAAGACAAAGGAUCAGCCCAAAGGGUUAAAUAAUGUAAAUGCAGAUAUUAAGAGAAAAAAAAAGCAGAUACCUAGGCAUAAUCAAGAUAACAAAGAGAAUAGGAUCAGAAAACCUCAAAAAAUAUUAAAAGAUGCAGAUUUGAAUGUUAGUAAAUCUAGUAAAAUUAAAGAGAAAAAAUGUAGUAUUUGUAACAAAAGAAGGCACAAUGCAUGUACUUGUUCUAAAGAGAGUUAA